GUAAGAGGGAUCACAGGCAUCUGGAGGCAGGCAUUGGUGCCGCUCUCUGAGAAGUAACAGAUGAAAGUGCAGCUUGUUGACUUCCCUAGGAUUUGGGUAUGAGACGGCAGUCGUUUCAGAUAUUGCCUGCUAUCGCUCAGGACUUUAUCCAUGCUUUUCACCUGCAAUAUGGAGCCUCUGUCUGAAGUUUUGCUGGGUUUGAUUCUGGUGGUAGCUUCAUCAGCGCAGAACGACGGUACCUGUGCAACCAACAAGUGGGUGGUAUGUGCGCAGGACGGAUCUGGGAGCUGCACCUGCACGCUGGUACGUUCAAAUCGCAAGGUAGACUGUUCAACGCUGACUUCAGAAUGCUUGCUGAUGAAGGCAGAAAUGAUCCCCCUGAAGGAGAAGCGCUUCUGGGACCAUCCCCAUGGGCUGUUAGAUAAUGAUGGCAUUUACAAUCCAGACUGCGAGAACAGUGGUAUCUUCAAAGCCAGGCUGUGCAAUCAAACCGAUACUUGCUGGUGUGUGAACACUGCUGGAGUAAGAAGAACCAAAAAGGGUGACAAAAGUUUGAGUUGCAGUGAACUGGUUAGAACACGCUGGAUCUACAUUGAACUGAAGCACAAAAAAAGGUCCAGUGCCUUUGAUGUUCCCGACCUAGCAAAUGCCCUGAAACAUCUAUUUGAGAGCUGAUACAAACUGCACCCCAGGUACAUCGCAGCCGUUAAGUAUGAUUCCCCAGUUAUCCAAAUUCGCCUGAACCAGAAUGAUUCUGAGAAAUCUAGGUGUGAUGUAGAUAUAGCUGAUGUAGCCUAUUACUUUGAAAAAGAUGUAAAAGAUGACUCCCUAUUUCAUUCUAACAGUACAUUAACUAUCUCUGUCAAUAGAGAUGCUCUGGAUAUUGAAAAAAUAACAAUUUACUAUGUUGAUGAAAAGCCACCAGAGUUUUGUAUGAGACAACUGGUUGCUGGCAUUAGUGCUGCGGUGACAGUGGUGAUACUGACUGCUGACUUUGGUGUCACUGUGCUGGUCAUUCUGAGGUGGCUGCGGAUGAGAAAAUAUGAGAAAGUUGAGAUUAAGGAAAUGGGUGAAAUAAAAGCACCAAGCUUACAGCUGCCCUGAUCUGAAAAAAGAAAGGCAUCUGAAAAAAGAAAGGCAACAACAGGAGGGGAAAAAAAAAAAGCACAAAAUACAAGUAGCAAACAGACUCAGUGUAUGUGGAUGGAUUUGGAGAGUCUUUUUCCUUUCUACAGGAAUUUGUACAGUGAUUGUUCUAAAUUAUUCCAGUUGAGUAAGAAUGAC
Pygoscelis adeliae (Adelie penguin) is the source of this 1284-nucleotide messenger RNA. It is a transcript of the gene TACSTD2, whose product is annotated as tumor-associated calcium signal transducer 2. Lineage: Eukaryota; Metazoa; Chordata; Aves; Sphenisciformes; Spheniscidae. Gene Ontology annotation, cellular component: membrane. The record is from RefSeq and is a predicted model, not a curated record.